GUAAAACUCUUGAGAAACAUCAAAAAUCUGCCGGUUGACGUCUCUGUUAACUUAAACGGACCUUGCGACAAUGGCCAGCACUGCUGAGAAGCCUGAAUGGAGCAAGACAGAAAAUGCCACGGAGGAAAUUCAGCACAUUUGUGAUCAGGUGAAGGUCCAAGUCGAGAAAAAGACAGGCAAGAACUAUGUUGAAUUCAAAGCAGUUCAAUACCGUCAUUCUAUUGGCGGAGAACUCUUCCUCAUCAAGGUUCAUGUUGGAGGGACAGACUACAUUCAUCUGAGAGUCCUCCAAUUCAUUUGGCUUCUCCAUGCCGUGCCACAGGAAGUGGAUAUACUGCGCGGUGUGGAGCAACACAAAACCAGAGACGACCCCCUCGUACCUUUUUCAAACUGAUCACACAACCUGUUUCAACAGUUAAACACUGGCAGGCUGCAGCCUCAUAUAAAAAUGCUCUGCUUCUUUGUUCUGAAAUGAUUUGACAUUGAUUUCAAACAUAUUAACACAGACAGAUAAAGAUGUUUGGUGAUGAAGUUGAAUGCACUACCUUUUGAAGGAAUAAUAAAUAAUAAACACACAAAAAA
Messenger RNA from Plectropomus leopardus (leopard coralgrouper), 582 nucleotides. RefSeq names its product leukocyte cysteine proteinase inhibitor 1-like. Gene Ontology annotation, cellular component: cytosol. Lineage: Eukaryota; Metazoa; Chordata; Actinopteri; Perciformes; Serranidae. Gene Ontology annotation, molecular function: cysteine-type endopeptidase inhibitor activity. The record is from RefSeq and is a predicted model, not a curated record.